UUCCUCCCAACGUGUCGUUUUAGACUCCACAGUUUCCUGCUUGAGUCGGCAUCCAGUCUCCAUUCUCCGAUCAUCUCCGCCUCUGUGAGUUCUCACCACAACCACAGCAUCAAUUCGCCAUGUUCCCUUCUCUUCCUUCCUCUUCCCCGCUCUUCCUGCUAUGCCCUCUGCUCUUCUUCUUCCUCCUCAACCACUCCCCUCUAGCCUCCGCCGGCCACCUCCACCAAAUCUGCGGCAAGACCGGCAAAUACACCACCAACAGCACCUACGCUUCCAACCUCAACCUCCUCCUCACCUCCCUCGACUCCAAAACUUCCCUCUCCGGCGGCUUCUCCAAAGCCACCGUCGGACAGAUCCCCAACCGAAUCUACGGCCUCGCCCUCUGCCGCGGCGACACCGAUGCCUCCGUCUGCCGCUCCUGCCUCGACACCGCCAUCGAGGACGCCCCCAAUCUCUGCCCCUACUCCAGAGGCGCCAUCAUCUGCCGGUUCGACAAGCUUGUCAACGUGCUCAUGGGCAGGAUAGCCGAUUGGGCUGCCUACAACUCGACCGAGAUGUUCGCGACCGGGGAGAUGAUGAACUCCACCAACCCUCCUUUUCCGACGAUAUAUGGGCUGGCGCAGUGCACUCGGGAUCUGUCGAGGAGCCAGUGCCGGCGGUGCCUCAGCAGCAUGCUUAACCCGAUAAACCCCCUGUUUAAGGGGAGACAGGGAGCGAGGGUGCUUGGAGGGAGCUGCAAUUAUAGGUACGAGAUAUACUCCUUCUAUGAAGGGAAACCGACGCUAAGGCUUCAGUCGCCGCUAGAGGCCGCACCAACACUUGUUACUCCGCCCGGAGAAGAAGGUAGGGGGGAGAUUGUUAUUCUCAGCCUAGAGUUCAGUUUAUGACCUACCCAUCCGUUCUUGGUUUCAGAACUAUGACUUCAUCUGCAAAUAGAUAAUAUUUCAUGUUUUCUUAUAUAUUUAUUAUCCUAUCAAUUUGAGUCGUAAAUGCAUGCUUCUACGUAAUUUUAUUGAUGUGAUUAACUUUGCCCUUGCCUGUUUUCUAUCGUUUGCAAAGAUAUAAAUUUGGAAUUCUGUUUUCCAGCAAAAUAAAGUUAGAACAUGUUUUGUUAUUUAUUGAGAUGUUUAGAUCCAACAUGUGUUUCAGC
This is a messenger RNA of Phoenix dactylifera (date palm), 1150 nucleotides long. The record is from RefSeq and is a predicted model, not a curated record. NCBI's taxonomy places the organism in Eukaryota, Viridiplantae, Streptophyta, Magnoliopsida, Arecales, Arecaceae.